GUCCCUCUGCCUUUCCCCAUGUCUCAUGGCACCACCACCCUGGCCUUCAUGUUCCAGGGGGGAGUGAUAGCUGCAGCAGACACACGGUCCAGCUGCAAUGGGCUGGUUGCCUGCCCAGCCUCACAGAAGAUCCUGCCUGUCCACUCCCACUUGGUGGGCACCACCUCGGGCACAUCUGCCGACUGUGCCCUAUGGAAGAGGAUACUGGCUCGGGAGCUCCGGCUUUACCAGCUCCGCCAUGGCAGAAGGCUGUCCACAGCUGGCGCUGCCAAGCUACUAGCCCACAUGCUGCACCCGUUUAAGGGCACUGAGCUGUGUGUGGCAGCCACUCUGUGUGGUUGGGACGGAGGUGAGUUGGAGACAUGUCCUCUUGAGCAUGGCAGCAAAGGGGCGGAUCAGCAAGAGAACAAAUCAAAGAUGGGGAAUGAAACAGAUGAUCUGGCAAAGACAUCAGAAAGUGACUCAAUCUCUGAAGCAGAGGCACGGGGAAGGAAUCCGUGCCUCUCACCAGCCAUGAGUCAGCAGCACUGUUCUGCUGGAGGUAAACAGCUAGUGCUCUCUGGCCCCAGCUUGUACUACGUCUGCAGUGACGGGACUCGCCUGCAGGGAGCGCUGUUCUCUGUGGGCUCUGGCUCACCCUAUGCCUACUCUGUGCUGGACGGAGGGGUACGGUGGGGGCUGACGGUGGAGGAGGCCAUCUCACUGGCCAGAGAGGCUGUGUACAGGGCCACACACAGGGAUGCAUACUCUGGGAACUGUGUGGAUGUGUACCAUAUCACCUCACAUGGGUGGACUCGCAGGGACAGAGAGGAAUUGAGAGAGGAGUAUUACAGAGAGAAGGAGAGAGAACGAGUGAAGGUGAAGGAAAGGAGGGAGAAACAGGAAGGAGUGGAAGAUGGGCAGAGCAGUGGUAGAAAGAAGUGA
This is a messenger RNA of Oncorhynchus masou masou (cherry salmon), 924 nucleotides long. Its product is annotated as proteasome subunit beta type-11-like. The transcript has a single exon. The record is from RefSeq and is a predicted model, not a curated record. The annotation marks the transcript as partial. Gene Ontology annotation, cellular component: proteasome core complex. Lineage: Eukaryota; Metazoa; Chordata; Actinopteri; Salmoniformes; Salmonidae.